AACUUCUCUCCAUGGCUUGAAUGGAUAUUAGAGCACAUCUCUCUGAUGGAAUGUACAACGCCAGAUGAUCUGAUUGUUCAAGAACUAAAUUCCAAGAGAAAGAAUACAAUUCUUCCUACAAUUUGCUUGUUUUAAUGUAUGGCUUGCUCUCAAACACAAAACCUGAGUUUUAAUUUCUGUAUGCAGAAAGGCAAGGGUCUGUCUUCAGUAAACCCUCAUCAGGAGAGGUCAGCAACAGGACACAGGUGGAAGGAACUUCGAAGCACCACGAGGAGGUGAAAAGAAAUACCCAGCUUGUCCUUUCUUAAGCCCAUUUGGGGAAGAUAAACUUCUCCCUUAUGGCUGGAAGCAGUGGAGUCAAUCUGUUCAGCCUGAGCCUGGGGUGGUAACUGGCAGGCACCUGCUGCAGCCUUUCCCUUCUGCCUUACACUGGACCCUGCAUUGUGGGGUCUGAACCCACGGGGCAAAGAUGGUUGUGGUAAGGAGGAGGAAUGUGAAGAUGUUCACCUUCGCCUUUCUGCUCAUCACAGUGACCUCAUUUCUGCUGAACUACACACACCAGGUGACCACAACCACCUGGGACCCCAGACAUCUGGUUGUGCAGUUUUCAGAGCACGUCCAGAAACUCUUCAAGUACCCCAGGAGGCCCUGCAGCUGCCGCACGUGCAUUUCGGAGCUGGGGCAUUCCCUCUGGUUCGAUCAGAGGUUUAACUCAACUAUGCAACCUUUCCUGACCUCACAGAAUGCCUUGAUCCCAGAAGACAGCUACAGGUGGUGGCUGAAGCUGCAAGGGGAGAAGGCCCCGCGGAGCUUGAACGCGACGCUGGCGGAGCUGUUCGGGGUGAUCCCCGGGGACGGGGACCCGCUGCAGGCCCGCGGCUCCUUCGGCUGCCGGCGCUGCGCCGUCGUCGGCAACUCGGGCAACCUGCGGCAGGCCCGCUACGGCCGCGACAUCGACCGCCACGACUUCGUGCUCAGAAUGAACCGUGCCCCCACUGCUGGCUACGAAUCCGAUGUUGGGAGCAAGACCACUCACCACUUUGUUUAUCCUGAGAGCUACAAAGAGCUGGCAGCAAAUGUCAGCAUGAUCCUGAUCCCCUUCAAAACCCUGGACCUGCGCUGGGUUGUCACUGCUCUCACCACUGGCACCAUCAACUUCACCUAUGUUCCAGUUCCAAGGAAAAUCAAAGUCAAAAAAGAAAAGAUCCUGGUUUAUAAUCCAGUUUUUAUGAAAUACAUCUAUGAAAAUUGGCUGGAGCAUCAUGGGAGAUACCCCUCUACAGGCCUUCUGUCUUUGAUGUUUGCUCUCCAUGUAUGUGAUGAGGUGAAUGUGUAUGGCUUUGGAGCAGACAGCAAAGGACACUGGCAUCAUUACUGGGAAAACAACACUUCAGGUGGGGCUUUCCGGAAGACAGGCGUCCAUGACGGGGAUUUUGAGUUCAAUAUAACUUUGACUCUUGCCUCCAUUGAAAAAAUAAAAUUUUUCAAGGGCAGAUGACCCUGGCCACAGGGACAAGUGAGGGCUGCAAUUUCCAGCAUGCAGCAGAGCAAAGGUCAGUGAGGAUGAGGCGCCAGCCAGGUUUGAGUGCGUGGGUCUGCGGUGGGUUUGGAGCAUCUCACUCUGCAGGGAGCGAGGCCAGGCUCCCAGGCUGCACAUGAUUUCCUGUCCGUGGAGAGCCAGCAGCUACCAAUCAGUUGUGGGAAUAAAUUAAUCUCUGCUUAGGCUCUACAGCUCGAUUCUUGAAUUCCUGAUGAAAGAUCUGCCUGUUGCAAUUAGAGGAAGCCUGAACACAGGAACUGCUGUCUGUGUGUCUGUUCUCUCCUCGAGCAAGGUGGGAGAUCCUUGAAGAGGAGUGAAAAUGACUUCUGGGACUUGGGAUCUGCUAAGGCAGCUGUGAACAUCAUAGUAAGGAUUACCUCAAAGAAAUGAAUUCACUUCUGCUGUUGAUCUUCUUUUUGAACCACCUCUUCUCUGUUCUCUUAUUACUUCUGUUUUCAUGCUGUAUUAAGGAAAAACAUGAUGAAGUUUCCUGGAGGAGUAAAUAUUUCAACCAUUGCCUCAUUUUGCAUUGAUAGUGUCUAGAAAUACGAAGCAAAUCAUCUCAUGUAUUAUUUAAUAUUCCUUCCUACACAGCCAUAAUGGUGGAGAAAAUAAUACUGAAAACUCCGGGAAAAAAAUGGCCUUUUUAGCUACUUGUCUGUCUUGUUUGAUUAUAUGUAAUUUUUGGUUUUUUGGUGUGUUUUUGGGUUUUCUUGGGUUUUUUUUUGGUGGAAAGUACUCUGGAAUGUUUGUUUGUUUGUUUCUUUAUUUAAUCAGUUUCAGACUGGGAAAUGGACUUCCUUCAAGUCAUUUAUAUGUGCCUUUUAUAAUUGUGCAACAAAUGUGAUUUUCUUUUUAAGAUGACAAACCCUAAAUUAAACAUUUUUGUAAAAGGGGGAAAACUUAACCAAAGUUUAGCUUCUAUCUGGUAUGCUUUUGUAGUCAAAACCAGUAAUAACAAACCCUAUAUUGCAUUUGAACAAACACAAACAAGACAAUUUUUAAAGCUAGCUUUUACCUUUUUUCAUGGGAAAAUAUUCAAAAGUCCUAAGGAAAAUCUUCUUCUUAAUUUUUUACAAGUUUAAAAAUGCAGUAUCUCUUUACAAGCUCUCUAUCUGAAAUGGAACAAAAAAAUCAUGGUUUGAGAUAUUAACUAGUUAUACACUAAGAAUCUUUUGCUCUGUAGCAGCACCUGCAAAGACACAAUUUGCACAAGCUGAUCUUAGAGCAUGAGACAGAUUUCAAAAUCAUGUGCAUCUCUGAAGAAAUGAGUAUAUUGAUGUCAGUACCUCCAGGCAGUGAGAGGAAGGAAGUUACAGUGGAGGUUUUAUGUCCACAGAUUUUUGCUGGAAUCAAUGCAUUAAAGCUUCAAGGACAGAUGAAGUAUAAAUCCAAGUUCAGGCAGUGAAGAAUGGAAAACAGUGGUCUUUGCUUCUCAAUAUCAUGAAAACAGGACUUGUGAAUUAUGGAUCCACUUUCAGCCUUGGUGAAACCAGAGGACUUAUUGCCACUGACUUCAAGGGACUUUGAUCAGGCUUGGAAAAAAUGGCAUAUUUAAUUUUUAGUCUAUCACAUUGAUUGGAGUUUAUGGCAAAAAAAUCAUCAUCUAAAUGUCCUCUCUUCUAUGCACCAGUUGUGGCAGAAUGUCCAAGCAGGUGAGUGUUUGAGGCUGGUGAAAGCCCUUCAACAGUGAUGUGCUUCAUCCAAGAUUUAUCCCCUUGUCAUUCUGCAGCAGUUGGUGCCAUCCCCAAGGCAGCAAUACAUGUCACAGUGUGAUGGUCAGCUGAAAUUUUGGGGCACAAGGCUACUCAGCAACAUGAAUUACUUUAUCUAUGUAUUACUGGACUUGUGGCAUAUAAAGAGCCAAGGACCCCAAAUGUCUGUGUGGGAAUCCCUCAGCUCGUGUGCCCCUUCAGUUCAGCAAUGUGGAAAGGGCAGGAUUUUCAAAUCCUCGUGAUGAGACCUGUUCACAAUCCUCAUGUCAAGAAGCCAUUUCCCAGCAUGGCAAACAGAACUCACCUGCAUGUCACAAGGCACAGCAGAUUCUACAUGUCCUUUGUAAAAGAAUGAAGCAUUACUGCCUGAACCAUGUUUGUUUGCUUGAAGCAUUCCUGCUUGUUUAAAUGCCUCUUGUGAGAUGCUGCAGUAAUAACAAGUUUAAGAUGUAAAAGACUAUGGGUAAGAUGCCAGAGAUAACUUCAAAGGGGGGCUGGAUUUUGGAGCUUCAAGUAUUUUUCUUUCUUCCUCAUGGACAAAUAUUAGGAAUUCAGAAACAUUGACUGCUCUUUCAGUCAUUUUUAGAAAGACUUGGAAGAAAGCUCAUGGUGGUUUAUCCCCUUGAAGUUUUGUGUUUUGGUUUUUUUUUUAUCACAGGGGUCAAUUUGGAAUCAAAAACAGUGGAAAAAGAAGCCAGCUAUAGUCUAGCCUGUGUUCUGAAAGUUUCCUUUUGCUGUUCUAAUAAAAUUUCCAUUUUCCCCUGAACAUUCUGCCCCUGACAGCACAUACAAACCUCAUGGCUCAUACAUGCAUAUAGAUUUAGUGUCUUCAUCAUGGAACAAGCUGCAAUUCCCAUUUAAUUUUGUUGCCAACAGCAAGCAGUACCUGUGUACCACCGAUAUCCGUUUUUCAGAAUGGAUCUCUCCAAGUGUAGGAUGAGGAAUAGUCUGUCCCAUCAUGUUUCUAUUCCAGGGGAACUUUUUCUAGAGUCCUUUAGGCAGCUGACUGUUGUGUUAGAUUUUUGUCUCAGUUUCUCCACAAUUUUGCUGCUCUUUCAAUUGCAUUCAGAAUCAGGAGAUGCCAACAGAAGAUGCUGAGGUAAGAAUUAAUUCCCAGUGACAUUGUUGAAGAUUGUUUUCCUGCUAGAAACUUUUUGGAUUUAUUUGGUUUUAAAAGAACCAAGGAAAACAUUUAACAAUAUGUCAAGGCUUCAAACUCUUGGACAGUAUUUGCCACCACUGCAAAAUCUCUGAAGCACUCCUGGAGUGUGUGUUAUGUUUUUUACCAAAGCCACAUCUCUUGAGCACUUUUUUCCUCCCAUGACCAGGUUUUCUUUGUACUUUUCUCUGACUACACAAUUGAUUAUGAUUUUUUUCUCUAAUGGUGGGAAG
Messenger RNA from Ficedula albicollis (Collared flycatcher), 4647 nucleotides. RefSeq names its product ST3 beta-galactoside alpha-2,3-sialyltransferase 1 (gene ST3GAL1). NCBI's taxonomy places the organism in Eukaryota, Metazoa, Chordata, Aves, Passeriformes, Muscicapidae. Gene Ontology annotation, molecular function: beta-galactoside (CMP) alpha-2,3-sialyltransferase activity. The coding region runs from base 470 to 1498 and encodes 342 amino acids. The record is from RefSeq and is a predicted model, not a curated record. The transcript is spliced from 6 exons.